AUGCCGAGGAAACUAAAUCAUAAUGCCUAUACUGUGGGCUGGAUCUGCCCUUUGGAGGUCGAGCAAACCGCCGCGCUCGAGAUGUUGGACGAAGAACACCAGCGCCUGCCUCAGGCUGCUGCAGAUCACAACGUCUACAGCCUUGGGAGUAUAUCGGGGCAUAACGUGGUCAUCGCCGGGCUCCCAGUAGCUGGGAAUAAUCCGACAGCAACAGUUGUUACGCAAAUGAGGAUGACAUUUCCAAAUAUUAGAUUCGGCCUAUUGGUUGGCAUAGGAGGAGGCGUCCCAGCAAAGACUGACACAGGCAUGAUCCGACUGGGCGACGUCGUGGUUAGUAAACCAGACGGAAUCCAUUCUGGGGCAGUCCAAUAUGAUCACGGCAAAGCCAGAGUUGGUCAGUUUGAGCGUACAGGCGCCCUUGCUCCACCGCCGACAGUCCUCCUUAAUGCUGCCCAAGAUUUGGCGGCCAAACGGGCAAGGCUACGGAAAGACCCUGUCGUCAAAAACAUCAAACGUAUAGAUACGACCAUUCCAACUCUUCGAAAGUAUAAAUAUCCAGGAACGGUGCAGGAUCGGCUGUUCAAUGCUAGUUAUACUCACAGACAACAGGGCAGGCCAUGUGUAGAGUGUGGUUGUGACCUUUCACAACUGGUUAAGUAUGAGAUGGAAGAGGAAGAAGAGGUUGAUGACGAUAAGGAAUGGGUAAUUGUCCACAGAGGCACAAUUGCGUCUGGGGAACUGGUUGUGAAAAAUGGUGAACUGAGAGACCGUCUUGCAAAUAUAGACAGCCUGCUCUGUUUUGAGACUGAAGCUGCGGGCGCUCUGGCUGAUUUUCCUUGCAUGGUCAUUCGGGGCAUUUCCGAUUAUUGCGACUCACAUAAGAAUGAUCAGUGGCAUGGCUAUGCUGCCGCCGCGGCCGCGGCUUAUGCGAGGCAACUCUUUUUCCACAUGCCGAUUGACCAAGUGAAUCGCGAUCCACCCGCUUCGGAGAGCCUUCGCUUGUGGAACACGCCUGAUCCCGUUCCACACUUUUACGGUCGAACAGUGCUGCUGGCACAGAUUGUGUCGUAUUUCGACGACAUCGCUUCCGGAGCCCGUAGGCUUCCUCUGAUUCUAACCGGCUUGGGAGGUGUUGGGAAAUCCCAGGCCGCACUGGAAUAUGCCCGCUUAAACGCCGAUGAAUACCAGCUCUGUUUCCAAAUCGAUGCCACAAGCGACCAGACCAUUCUCGAGAGUUUGACCUCAAUCACAGCCAUGUUUGAAGUUGGUGGUAAGCAACCGGAUACUGAUGUGCCCUCAGAACGGCAGUUAGUACCGUAUUUCAAACUCCAAAUGGAAUGUUGCAAGUCUAGGUGGCUCUUGGUUAUCGACAACUACGACAGUCCCGCUCUGGUGAGGUUGUCAUCAUAUAUCCCAAGGUCAUCUCUUGGAGACAUCAUUAUCACUUCUCGUAGGACAGACGCCAGCGCUCUAGGCUGCACCAUUCCAGUUGAACCAAUGGAAGACGAUGAAUCAGAUGAGCUCUUACUUAAUCUUGCAGGAUUCACAGCCCUCAACACCACGGAUAGAGAGAGAGUCUAUGCGCGAGUCAUUUCCGAGUAUGUCGGUCAGCUUCCACUUGGAAUCGAGCUUGCUGCCGCUUAUGUUAAACAGAUUGGCCACGGAGGGUUGAGCAUGUAUGCCAGGUUGGUCGAGCAGCAGGAUGAAACAGUGUUGUAUGAGUCGCUGAGAAACGGGCCGGCGGGCCAGUACCUUUCCGACUAUCAGCUAGGAGUCUUUGAUACCUGGAGACGGUCAUUCAGGAUGAUAUCUGAGCAAAAUCCCAACGCAGCAAAGUUCUUACAGCUUUGUUCUUUUUUUGAUCGCUCUCAGCUGAAUUCACAGUUGUUUCGAGAUGCCACUAGCCGAAAAUAUCAUUGGACUCAGGCUGGAAAUCUUGCGAUGCUUGAACCUGGGAAAGCCGGAGUUCCACGAUGGCUACUUGCCUCUUGCACAAGGUUUGGAGAGUGGAAUGAGGCACAAUUUGUCCGCCUUUUAAUCGAGCUCGAGAACUUUUCCUUCCUCAAACGUGAAUUUCCGACGAUGAAAUCCACCAAUGGAAACAACCCGACACCUGACGCCGAAGGAACAAUGUCUGAACAAACCGGACAAGCUCAAGAUAACGAAGAAGAGGGAAAAGGAGAUGAGAUAUACGGUCUUUGGAUUCAUCCAUUAGUAUAUCAAUGGGCAAAAGAAAGCCUGGAACCGGCUGCAAAGGCGAAAGCGGCAUUGCAAGCAGUGUGGGUUUACCUUCAUAGCAUCGACGAUGAUGCCCAAGAAACCAAUAAAGAGCUUUUGAGGUUUGAGAUUUUUGCGGAUAUGAAAAGGCCUCGAUUCCAACUGCUCCAGAACUCCCACCCAUAUCACCAAGAUCUGGUGAAUGCAGUGGUGCUCAACGAUGUUCGAAACUUGAAAGAGACUCUAGAUGGGCCAAAGGCAAUGAAAAAUAUCUUUAGAGAUGGUCAGUUUCAAACCGGUGGUGGUGGCAUGGUGGACAGCUUCUUAGAUCUUAUAGUCAUUCUUCAAGGCUUUCGGAUAUUCCUUGAGCGCGUUUACUGCAAAGAGAUGGACCCAGAAGGUGUAUACUGGACGCUACCGAAGGCUGACUUUCAAGACACAUACGCUAUCUUGAUCGCAUUCCAAGAGCGAAAGUUGCACUCCAACGAAUACAUCAAAGCCAGCGAUAUAUUCACUCUGGCCCAGCACUACUUGGCUGGACAAUCUGAGUACGCUCAGGCUGUGAUUUUGUGUGCUUCAGUCGUCAAUGACGCUUUAUUCUGGGACAGAUUGGUUGCAGUAGCUCCAACUGUUGACAGGCUCAUCCAAAAACUUGAAGCUCCUCGCCGAGAUCGGGAGCUUAGCAUCCUCACCAUAGCGGCAUGUGCGCAGCUUUCAAUCUCCUAUGCCUUUGCAGUGGGCCGAUCUCAUAAUAACAAUAUCAAUCCGCUGGCCGACCCCAUGAACUUGCUCGAUCGUGAACGCCAUCAAGCAAUCCGAGUCAUUUCGUCCGUUGGUGAGACUGCUCUACGCAGCUUGGAGAUGAUCAAGGCGUACCAAGAUGCAUUCGAGGGUAAGAUACGCGUCAGGGAGCUGACCAUAUCGAAAAGCGUCCAGUGGCAACUCCAGAUGAGCUAUGCUUUUGCCUGCUUGCGAGAAGGACGUCCGGACGAGGCUGUCCCUAUCUUUGAAGCCAGCAUAUCAAACGCUAAAACUCUCCAUGGCCAGAAAGUCGCCCUCGCAUUGGACUCUGAAGUCCACCUCGCGAAGAAAGCGCAGCUAGGCAUAGCCUCCAAGCAAAUGGCGUUCUACUCGAGAUACACCAAGGCUGCUGGUCUGGAUGAUCCCCACGAUGACCGCAACAAAUGGCUCGAGUUUAUCGACUAUGCGGCGGAGCGCGAUCCAUCCAUUGUAGAAAAUUGGCAGAAAAGUCUGCAAUCUCCAAGAGAUAUGGUGAAUAAAUGGUCUCGGAUCGAGCUGCAACGACGGCCACAUGUUGGACCAAGAUCAGCUCCCACAAAUGCCAUGCCCGGAGGCUUCAUUGAAGAUGAUUUGCAACUAACCCCUGGAUUCAGCUCACAGGGCCUCGAAAUGGAGCCUCGAUUAACACACUUCAACUGGCCCACCGAACCCAUAGAGACCGAAAUUGCUGCAUUAUUAACAGAACUUGGCCACGAGUAUUCACAAUUCAAAUCUAACGUUCCCAAGUUUGCCACAGCUACUCUGGCCGACUCGGAUGUUCAGGAGACAACAGAUGAAAUUCCGGCACAGCCUGGCCCUUCUGCAGAGCUAGUUACAUCCCCCAACACAACAUUAGAAGACAAACGGAUCGAAUUCACCUCAAUUCUGUAUCCACCCCAGCCACCGGAGACCGAUCCUCGUAAUCAGGUUUUUGUCAAGACGCUGACCGGCAAAACGCUCACGAUCACCAUCGAUCCCAGCGCGACUGUAGAGAUGUUGAAGGACAAGAUAUACGACAAGGAAGGCAUCCCUGUUGACAAGCAGCGCAUCAUCUUUGCCGGCAAGCAGCUUGAAGAUGGCCGCACGCUUUCCGACUACAACGUCCAACGAAUGAACACUCUCCACCUUGUUAUGCGGUUGAGAGGUGCUGGGAUGUGUCGGCAUCGAUGCCCAACUCGGCGGUGCGUUCCCAUAGUGUCCGAAGGAUCACGAGAACAUCUCUUCGGACGCCUUGAGCUUGUCGAAGCCCGACUGCAUGCGGAUGAGGCUCACGGCAGGGAACCGUAUCUUAAACACAUCAAAAAUGGCGGUCGACGACGUCGGGAACCGGAUAUUGUGGUUAUGAAAUCUAAGCCUCCAUUUGUCGGCGGUGCCAGGUUCUCGCUAUCUCUUUUCUCUCAGGACUGUCAGAUCGGCCUCCUUAACGAGCUUACACCACAUAGCAAGGACGGUGGUCAUACUAUUAAGCGUGCUUCUAUCCUUAUACUCUUCUAG
This is a messenger RNA of Endocarpon pusillum Z07020, 4491 nucleotides long. RefSeq lists its product as uncharacterized. The transcript has 4 exons. The record is from RefSeq and is a predicted model, not a curated record. Bases 1 to 4491 code for a protein of 1496 amino acids. NCBI's taxonomy places the organism in Eukaryota, Fungi, Ascomycota, Eurotiomycetes, Verrucariales, Verrucariaceae. Gene Ontology annotation, biological process: nucleoside metabolic process. Gene Ontology annotation, molecular function: catalytic activity; protein binding.